GACUGAACGCAAUCACACUAGAGAGAGAGAAAAAAAAACUCCAUAACAUGGAAUAGUAUAAAUAAAAAACGUGACGAGAAAGCGUCAAUAGCAGUACUCGACUCUACUAGUACUUCGUAUUCACCUGUUAAAUCCAUCGAAACUGAACCUCUUUGGCGCUGCAAUAUGGGAAAUCAGAAGCAGAAGUGGACGCCUGAAGAAGAAGAAGCUUUGCAUCAAGGCGUUCAAAAACACGGUACCGGAAAGUGGAAGAACAUUCUCAGAGACAAAGAGUUCGCCGAAAAACUCUGUAGCCGUUCCAACAUUGAUCUCAAGGAUAAAUGGCGGAAUUUAAGCGUUUUUCCUGGUCAAAACUCUAAAGAUAAGUCUAGGACUCCCAAGGCGAAAUCGUUAGUUAUUGCUUCUGCUCCUGCUACUCCGGCUUCUGCCCCUGCUACUCCAGUUAAUGCUACUCUGCAAAAUGUUGCUCCUGCGUCUCAAAUUCAGACUCCUACACACCAGCCUUCUCAAAUUGAGGAUGCUCCUCCACAGUACAAUUCAAUGAUUUUUGAAGCUUUAUCAACAAUCAGAGAUGCCAAUGGGUCCGACUUGAGUGCUAUUGUUAGCUUCAUUGAGCAAAAGCACAACAUUCCUCAAAACCAAAAUUUCAGAAGGGCAUUAGGUUCAAGGCUAAGAAGGCUUGUUACUCAAGGGAAGCUUGAAAAGGUACAAAAUUGUUACAAAAUUAAGGACACCCCAGUGGAGACAAAGCCGGCUGUUGACUCAAAACCACCUGCACCAAAAGAAAUGAAUUCGCCGGCGCCAGAGGCAUCUAGUACUUCGGCAUUUGAUAAUGCAAUGAGGGAAGCUUCCGAAAUUGUAGCAUACAGAAUUGCUGAUGCGGAGAAUAAGUCAUUUUUGGCUGCUGAGGCAGUCAAGGAGACAGAAAGAUAUGCAAAGUUUGUUGAGGAAAAUGAUGCAAUGUUAAAGUUUGCCGAAGAGCUUUUAGAAAAAUGCAAGCUUGGUGGAAGUUUUCGCUUCGCAUAAAUUGGUAAAUGCUAGGCUUAUAGUGUUUUUGUUUUUACAUGUAAAUUGGUCAUCCAUUGGAAAGUGCUUUUAUGAAGCUCCCCCUCACCCCAAUAGAAAAUUUAAACCCCGGUUAGUAUAAUUUUUUUUGUCAAGUUCCUUUGAGACCAAAAAAUUUAUAUUUUAGUACUUUUUUGGGAAUAAAAUUGGUUUAUUUAGUUUUAUGAAA
Molecule: messenger RNA, 1234 nt
Organism: Lathyrus oleraceus (garden pea)
Lineage: Eukaryota; Viridiplantae; Streptophyta; Magnoliopsida; Fabales; Fabaceae
Product: telomere repeat-binding factor 4
Exons: 6
Coding region: 166-1026 (286 amino acids)
Biological process (GO): nucleosome assembly
Cellular component (GO): nucleosome
Molecular function (GO): double-stranded telomeric DNA binding
Source: RefSeq, a predicted model, not a curated record